Molecule: messenger RNA, 1661 nt
Organism: Cynocephalus volans (Philippine flying lemur)
Lineage: Eukaryota; Metazoa; Chordata; Mammalia; Dermoptera; Cynocephalidae
Gene: PIGB
Product: phosphatidylinositol glycan anchor biosynthesis class B
Exons: 12
Biological process (GO): GPI anchor biosynthetic process
Cellular component (GO): endoplasmic reticulum membrane
Molecular function (GO): alpha-1,2-mannosyltransferase activity
Source: RefSeq, a predicted model, not a curated record
GGGGAUUUUAAGCGGGUGUCCCAAGCAGGUGCGGGAUGGAGGGGGAGCGCGGCGGUGGCACCCUCGCUUUCCGCGGUCUCCAGAACCGCUCCCGUGAGAAGAUGAAGCUGCGGAAGAGAAAGUCUGUCUUGUACCUCAGCGCCCAGGAGAAGAGCACUGGGUGCCGCAGAAUUCUUGGAGAAAACAUUUAUCUGGUCUUGUUUAUCAUAGCUUUACGAAUAUUUAACUGCUUUUUAGUCCAGACAAGUUUUGUUCCAGAUGAAUAUUGGCAGUCUCUUGAAGUUGCACAUCAUAUGGUUUUUAAUUAUGGUUAUUUGACCUGGGAAUGGACAGAAAGAUUGAGGGGUUACACUUACCCCUUAAUCUUUGCAAGCAUGUACAAGAUUCUGCAACUUUUGGAGAAAGAUAGUGUCCAACUGCUGAUUUGGAUUCCUAGACUUGCCCAAGCACUUCUGUCUGCUAUAGCAGACAUGAGGCUUUACUCGUUAAUGAAGCAACUAGCGAAUCAGGAAGUGGCAAGAUGGGUGUUUUUUUGCCAGUUGUGUUCUUGGUUCACAUGGUAUUGCUGUACCAGAACCCUUACAAACACCAUGGAAACUGUUCUCACCAUAAUUGCUCUUUUCUACUAUCCUUUGGAAGGGUCAAAGUCUAUGAACAGUGUCAAGUACUCAUCCCUGGUGGCAUUUGCCUUCAUAAUUCGUCCCACAGCUGUCAUUCCAUGGAUACCUUUGCUAUUCAGACAUUUCUGGCAAGAACAGAAAAGGCUUGAUCUUAUUCUACAUAAUUUUUUACCUGUAGGAUUUGUCACUUUGAGUUUGUCUCUGAUAAUUGAUCGUAUUUUUUUUGGCCAAUGGACUCUGGUUCAAUUUAAUUUUUUGAAAUUUAACGUGCUGCAGAAUUUGGGAACAUUUUACGGUUCUCAUCCAUGGCAUUGGUACUUCAGUCAAGGAUUUCCAAUUGUGUUGGGUACUCACUUACCCUUCUUUAUUCAUGGCUGCUUUCUAGCCCCAAAGAGGUACCAGGUACUUUUGCUGACUGUGCUGUGGACACUGCUAAUUUAUAGUAUGUUGGGCCACAAAGAAUUCCGGUUUAUCUAUCCAGUUUUACCAUUUUGUAUGGUGUUCUGUGGAUACUCACUAACCCACCUGAAAACGUGGAAGAAACCAGCUCUAAGUUUCCUGUUUUUAUCAAAUGUGCUCCUCGCCCUCUAUACGGGUUUAGUUCAUCAACGAGGUACUCUUGAUGUCAUGAGUCAUAUUCAAAAAGUCUGUUACAACAGUCCCAAUAAAUCUUCAGCUUCAAUAUUUGUAAUGAUGCCUUGCCACUCUACUCCUUAUUACAGCCAUGUUCACUGCCCGCUUCUAAUGAGAUUUCUCGAAUGUCCACCUAACUUGACUGGAAAAAGUCAGUAUCUUGAUGAAGCAGAUAUAUUUUACCUAAAUCCCUUAAACUGGUUACAUAAAGAGUUUAACAAUGAUGCAUCACUGCCUACUCACUUGAUCAUUUUCAGCGUUUUGGAGGAGGAAAUAAGUGCUUUCCUAAUUUCAAGCAAUUAUGAGAAAACUGCUGUUUUCUUCCACACUCACUUGCCAGAAGGUAGAAUUGGAAGUCACAUAUAUGUCUAUGAACGCAAGUUAUAAGGGAAACUCAAGAGAAGAUGA